AUGACCCCCAAAGCUCCAGUGUCUGCCUUUGCCAACAUCAUCUUUUCGACGGGAGUCCCCUUCCGAUUUGCCGACAGUCCAGCUUUGGCUAUUUUUGUGCACUUGGCCCGUCCAGCAUACACGCCGCCGUCAGCGAAGUUGAUAACCGGGCCGCUGUUGGACAGGGCCCAUGCUCAGAUGGAGAAUUCCAUGAGCGCUUUCAUGGACAACCAGCCCAUCGCCAGCUUGGUAUCCGAUGGGUGGACAUCAAUGCGAAACGAUCACAUGGUAAACUUUGUCGCCGUUUUCCCUUUGAAAACAGCUAGACCAGUGUUUGUGAAAGCCAUCGCGACGGACGACAUUUCGCAAACCGGUGUCAACAUUGCUGCAGAGCUCGACCGUGCUAUUGUGGCCAUCGAGGUUUCCAAAGUGGGAAGUGUUGUGACGGACAACGCCGCGUGUAUGAAGAGUGCCUGGAAAAUCCUGGAACAGAGGUACCCUGGUUUGAUCUGCAACGGUUGCGCUGCUCAUGCAGUGAAUUUGUUGAUCAAAGAUGUGUGCAAGUUGGAGGUGUUUGCCAACGCACUGGAGCGUGCCGGGGACGUGACUUCUUUUGUCAAAGACCGCAAUGCUCUGACGAAACGAUUUGAACGCAUCCAGGACACGCUGUUGGCCGACGGGGAAAUUUCCUCCAAACGCGCAUUUGUCCUCCGUGGUGGCUACACGAUGCUCGCCAACACGGCCUUAUUCCACGACCUCAAGGUCACGCCAGGUUCUCGGGUGAAGAAGGCUGUAUUUGUGGAUGCUAUCACCGACGCAACGUUUUGGUCGAAUUUGCAGUCGAUGGAAGCGACGUUGCGACCAACUUGCAGCAUCAUCGGCAAGUUCGAGGGUGACACUUGUUGUUUGUCCGACGUGUAUCGCUUGUUUCUCGAGUUGCGGGCGCAUUGGAGUACCAGCGACGAGUUGACAGAACUGUUGCUAGACCGGUGGGCCUUUAUUCACACGGAAUCCAUGGGGUUUGCGUAUUUUCUGGAUCCAACAACCCGAGCUGGUGAGGGGAUGUUCGAGGAUGACCUGUAUGACAACGCCCAUCUGCUACAAGAAUUUGUUCUUGUCAAAAAACAAAUCAGCUCAAAUGUCGAAGCUGUCCGGACAGAGUUGGCAAAUUUUGUCGAUGCCAUGAAGAAUCCGUCGGACAAGGCAAAAUUCUUCAUCGAACAAUGCGCCACACCCAUGACAUAUUGGCACCAAGUGGGCUCAACGAAGUUUCCCAUCCUGUGUGCAGUUUCUCGGAUUAUGUUCAGUGUUCCAACGUCUCAAGCAGCCUCACAACGUGUUUGGAUCAUUUAUGACUUCAUUUUGACCAAGCGGCGAAACCGGUUAAGUCCAGCGAAGGUUACGAAGUUGGUACAGUUGUAUAUGAAUGCAGAUUUGUCGUCCCGAGGCAGUUUGGUCAGUGUAAUGAUGGGCCAAGAAAGCGAUGCGGGCGAAAGUGACGAUGAAACCAAGACUUAG
Messenger RNA from Aphanomyces astaci, 1497 nucleotides. RefSeq lists its product as hypothetical. Gene Ontology annotation, molecular function: protein dimerization activity. The coding region runs from base 1 to 1497 and encodes 498 amino acids. NCBI's taxonomy places the organism in Eukaryota, Oomycota, Saprolegniomycetes, Saprolegniales, Verrucalvaceae. The transcript has 3 exons. The record is from RefSeq and is a predicted model, not a curated record.